AUGAGGCAGACAAGGCUAGCGGCGAGGGCGAAGACGCUGCAGAAGCCACCGCCCACCCCGGGGACAAGGGAGCUAGAGUUGAUUCCAAGGGAGACGUUGGACAGACGGCAGAAAAGGCGGAUGAGGCUGAGGCUGAGGCUGAGGCAGAUAAUGAUACACAGAGCAAUCUCUUCAGUAAUCAAGCGGCGGUACAAGCUGCAUUUGAAGUGGAAACCGCUAUUCAAUCUGAUUCCGUUGAUGGACUCGCAAAGACCACCGUGGAUACCGGCGCAAAAGAAAAGCGUCCGUUAA
Chondrus crispus (carragheen) is the source of this 291-nucleotide messenger RNA. RefSeq lists its product as hypothetical. The record is from RefSeq and is a predicted model, not a curated record. Bases 1 to 291 code for a protein of 96 amino acids. NCBI's taxonomy places the organism in Eukaryota, Rhodophyta, Florideophyceae, Gigartinales, Gigartinaceae. The transcript has a single exon.